UCUCCUCUAUGAAGACAGGAAAACCCAAAUACCCACCCUCCAGCCUCCGUGACAGCCAACUGACAUGGUUAUAGCCAAUGAGAUGUCAGCAGAAGCCUGCUGAGGGGGCUUCUGGAAGAAUUUUUAUUUCCCUAAUGACUUCCUGCCGUCCUGGGUAGAAUGCCGGGUGCUGUGGCUACCAUCAUUGGACAACCAUGAGGUGACAAAUAGCCUAAACUGUCUAGCCCAUGUUUUCAACCUGAGUGCUGGCUCUCUUCCUGCUAGAAAAGCUCCAAGUUCAAUUGGAUUCUAUUAAGCACGCCCGUCCUCAAAGUCCCGUCCUCAAAGUCCCAUCCUCGCCAUGGCUCCCGGAGAGAAGAUCAAAGCCAAAAUCAAGAAGAAUCUGCCCGUGACGGGCCCUCAGGCGCCGACCAUUAAAGAGCUGAUGCGGUGGUACUGCCUCAACACCAACACCCAUGGCUGCCGCCGCAUCGUGGUGUCCCGCGGCCGUCUGCGCCGCCUCCUCUGGAUCGGGUUCACACUGACUGCCGUCGCCCUCAUCCUCUGGCAGUGCGCCCUCCUCGUCUUCUCCUUCUAUACUGUCUCAGUUUCCAUCAAAGUCCACUUCCGGAAGUUGGAUUUUCCUGCGGUCACCAUCUGCAAUAUCAACCCCUACAAGUACAGCACCGUGCACCACCUUCUAGCUGACUUGGAACAGGAGACCAGAGAGGCCCUAAAGUCCCUGUACGGCUUUCCAGAGUCCCGGAGGCGCCGAGAGGCAGAGUCCUGGAGCUCCGUCUCAGAGGGAACGCAGCCUAGAUUCUCCCACCGGAUCCCACUGCUGAUCUUUGAUCAGGAUGAGAAGGGCAAGGCCAGGGACUUCUUCACAGGGAGGAAGCGGAAAGUCGGUGGUAGCAUCAUUCACAAGGCUUCAAAUGUCAUGCACAUCGAGUCCAAGCAGGUGGUGGGAUUCCAACUGUGCUCAAAUGACACCUCCGACUGUGCCACCUACACCUUCAGCUCGGGGAUCAAUGCCAUUCAGGAAUGGUAUAAGCUGCACUACAUGAAUAUCAUGGCACAGGUGCCUCUGGAGAAGAAAAUCAACAUGAGCUAUUCUGCUGAGGAGCUGCUGGUGACCUGCUUCUUUGAUGGAGUGUCCUGUGAUGCCAGGAAUUUCACACUUUUCCACCAUCCAAUGCAUGGGAAUUGCUACACUUUCAACAACAGAGAAAAUGAGACCAUUCUCAGCACCUCCAUGGGGGGCAGUGAAUAUGGGCUGCAAGUCAUUUUGUACAUAAACGAAGAGGAGUACAACCCAUUCCUCGUGUCGUCCACUGGAGCUAAGGUGAUCAUCCAUCGGCAGGACGAGUAUCCCUUCGUCGAAGAUGUGGGAACAGAGAUUGAGACGGCAAUGGUCACCUCUAUAGGAAUGCACCUGACAGAGUCCUUCAAGCUGAGUGAGCCCUACAGUCAGUGCACGGAGGACGGGAGUGACGUGCCAAUCAGGAACAUCUACAACGCUGCCUACUCGCUCCAGAUCUGCCUUCAUUCAUGCUUCCAGACAAAGAUGGUGGAGAAAUGUGGGUGUGCCCAGUACAGCCAGCCUCUACCUCCCGCAGCCAACUACUGCAACUACCAGCAGCACCCCAACUGGAUGUAUUGUUACUACCAACUGCAUCGAGCCUUUGUCCAGGAAGAGCUGGGCUGCCAGUCUGUGUGCAAGGAAGCCUGCAGCUUUAAGGAGUGGACACUAACCACAAGCCUGGCACAAUGGCCAUCUGUGGUUUCGGAGAAGUGGUUGCUGCCUGUUCUCACUUGGGACCAAGGCCGGCAAAUAAACAAAAAGCUCAACAAGACAGACUUGGCCAAACUCUUGAUAUUCUACAAAGACCUGAACCAGAGAUCCAUCAUGGAGAGCCCAGCCAACAGUAUUGAGAUGCUUCUGUCCAACUUCGGUGGCCAGCUGGGCCUGUGGAUGAGCUGCUCUGUUGUCUGCGUCAUCGAGAUCAUCGAGGUUUUCUUCAUUGACUUCUUCUCUAUCAUCGCCCGCCGCCAGUGGCAGAAAGCUAAGGAGUGGUGGGCCCGGAAGCAGGCCCCCCCAUGUCCAGAAGCUCCCCGCAGCCCACAGGGCCAGGACAAUCCAGCCCUGGAUGUAGACGAUGGUCUACCCACUUUCAACUCUGCUUUGCACCUGCCUCCAGCCUUAGGAACCCAAGUGCCGGGCACACCACCCCCCAAAUACAAUACCUUGCGCUUGGAGAGGGCCUUUUCCAACCAGCUCACAGAUACCCAGAUGCUGGAUGAGCUCUGAGGCAGGGUUGAGAAGACAGAUCUAGUCAGGACCACCAGCCAUGGUCUAAGGACAUGGACCGGGUGCCCCCAGAUGUGCGCACAGGGGACCCUCUGCCCCACUCUGGGCUUUUCAGAGACUCUGACCAAAAAGCCUGCUUUAAACCGCAAGAUGGGGCCUGGGCAUGUGCAGGAGGACCCAUCGGGUACUAUGCAGCAACACUCACAACUGUCCAGGCUGAGAUAAAUCUCGGGACCUGAACUAUUAGCACGUCACUAGAGACUGGGGGCCGAGGCAGUGGUGCUGGCCCAGGCGAAGGCCAGAGUGAGGACCGAUGCAGCUCUGUACGGGUCUUGAGAGGGAAGGACUCUUCCAAAGCUCCAAAGCCGAGGGUUUCACCCACACUGCCAGCCUGGGUUGGGGCCCAAGGAUGUGACCUUGAUUGUCAAGGCUGGACAGCUCCUCCUGGAUGCCAAAGAUAGGAGAAAAUGCCAGCCCUGAAGCUGGAGCCAUUUGUGAAUAAACUGUUCUUCGACAUUGACGCUGGAGAAAGGUGUCCUCCAUGCCCUCAGGCAGCAGAGAACUGGCCCAGGGCCCUUGGAGUGUUGGUGGAGAUCAGAGUGCCGUGGUGGAGGUCUGGGACUAUGUUAGAGUGUCCUCACUUUGGGGCAGAGGUGGGCCCAGAAGAUGGAUCUGAUUAUCCAAUUUUGUGGAUGAAGAAAUUGAGGCACAGAAAGAUUAAGUUACUGGCCCAAGGUGACACAGUGAGGAGGUGGCAGAGCUAGGAUUUGAACUCAGACAAUCUGACUCCAUGAUUUUGCACCCAAUUUGUGUCUGUGCCUUUUAAAGGGUGAGGCCUAUGUCACUUUGGGUGGGGACGGGGAGCAUGGUGGGCCAUGCUCUGGGCAGCUGUUCCAAGACAGAGCUGACCUCUCCAUCACCAAUGGCCUGUCCCUCACUGACAAGCCAACUGCCACAGAUGACCCACUUCAUACUACAUUCACUCUUUCCACCUGAAAUGGCUAACAGGUAUUAAAUCCUUGGUUGGUGUUUAAAACCAACCCAAGAACAGGGUGUUAGGUACUGUUUUAAGCACCUAGGUAGGUUAGCAUAGGGGACUGCAAAUGGUGUUCCGCAAAGCAAAUCCUGUUUUUGACCAUGAACUAAGAAUUUUAUUUUAUUUUAUUUUAUUUUUUAUUUUUUGUAGAAAUCAGAUCUCACUAUGUUGCCCAGGCUGUUCUUGAACUCCUGGCCACAAAUGAUCUUCCCACCUCAGCCUCCCAAAAUGCAGGGAUUACAGGCACAAGCCACUGUGCCCAGCCAAGAAUUUUUAUUUUUGCUUUUAAAUAGCAAAAGAAGAAGAUUCUGUGACUCAUGAAAAUGAUGUGAGAUUUGAAUUUGACUGUCUAUAAAUAAAGUUUUAUUGGUACA
Molecule: messenger RNA, 3700 nt
Organism: Symphalangus syndactylus (siamang)
Lineage: Eukaryota; Metazoa; Chordata; Mammalia; Primates; Hylobatidae
Gene: SCNN1G
Product: sodium channel epithelial 1 subunit gamma
Biological process (GO): sodium ion transmembrane transport
Cellular component (GO): plasma membrane; sodium channel complex
Molecular function (GO): ligand-gated sodium channel activity
Source: RefSeq, a predicted model, not a curated record